UCCUGCGUUCUACUGCUUUGCGCUAAUCUGCCACCAUCACUCCAAUUUGGCAAAGCUCCGUCUUUUAUCCUCCAAAGCAUACAAGUUUGCAACUACAACAGAUUUAAUAAUGAUUUGCAGAGCCUAAGCGAGACCCAUUGAUCUUUAAAGCUUGUGAAUCUUAUCUCUGAUGAGUUUUGCUCUAAUUCCACAAGAAUGGACUCCAUUCCUCUUUACUCCACAACUGCCACUACUUCGGGUGCAACUGUCAACUCUAUUACUGCUCAAUUCUGCUUGCCUUCCUCUUUGCACCCUAGAAAAUCCAGAAAUGUUUUCUUUGAGAAAAAACCCAGAAAAGUUUCAAUCUUGGCAGCUAAAGAUGAGCCCCCUAAGCUUGACCCUCUGGACCAAAUGGAACUCAAGUUCGGCAGAAUGCUUGGUGAAGACCCCAAAUUAACAUUGGCCAAGAUAAUGGCUCGGAAGUCUAAUCCAGAUGCGACUCAUCUAGAAAUUGAAGAGACAUUCGAGAAGAAGAAGAGAAAAUCAUCAGAUAGUAAAAUUGAGGAGGUUCCAUUUGACGUGGAAGAGGAAAAAAGGUCAGUCAGUUCGGUGGGUGGAUUAAAUUUGGUUCGUCCUGUAACCAGAAAAGGAGUAAAGGUUGAGGCUGACAAGAAACCAUCUGAGGGACAGGAUAAGAAACCAACUCAACCAGUGGCAAAUGUUGUUGAAAAUAGUCAUCGCAGCGUUCCCAAUGUGCUAUUACGAAAACCAUCCAUAUAUGACGAUGUCGAGAGUGAAAAAUCAUCAAGGUUAAGCAUUAGGCCAAACUUAUCACUAAGGAUGGGGAAGGAACCACAGAAGGAAAGAUUUAGUGAUAUUACAUUGCUGAAGAAGCCUGAACCGCUGAAAAUGGUCCCAGAUCUUGAGGGAGAAAAUGGUCAUUCAGGUGGUUCCAAAGCUGAAGAUGGUCGUGAAACUGGUAAUAGUAAUUUGGAUCCUGCACUUUUGAGAAUGCCAGAGCAGUUGGAAACCAAUUUUAUCAGUGAUCGAGCUGAUGAAUCUUCAGGAGGUUAUGCCAAUAGGUCAAAUGAUGUCAAUUCCAUAACUGAUGGUAAUUUAAACAACACCAACUCAUAUGCUGAAAUUGCUGCGAAAGGCAAUCUCAAUCAAGCUCUAGAAUCCAGGGUGACAAAUUCUUUUGAAGAGAACGAGUCUGCAACAGGAUUACAGCCAAGUGACUUAUGGUCUUCUGGGAAAAGUUCUGAUUCUAGUGAACCUUCUGCAACAAAAUUAGCAGAAUCUGACCCUGGGUUUUCUCUUGAUGCUUCACUUCUUGGUAAACCAAAAAGAAUGGACACCUCUGUAGUGACAACAUCUAAAAUUAGUAAAGAGGAAGUGAUGCCUGUGAAUCCUGAAAGCAAUGGCAAUGCUUUAGAUCUCGAGAACUUCCUUUCAUCACCCAUAAAGGAGCGUGAAGAGAAUGACUGGACAAAGGCUGAAGGUCUGGUCAAUUUGGGAGGAAGGGUAGAGGUGGAAAUCAUUAGCUCUAGCACCAGAGGAUUUACUGUAUCUUUUGGUACCCUAAUAGGAUUUCUGCCUUAUCGGAAUCUUGCUGCCAAGUGGAAGUUCUUGGCUUUUGAGUCUUGGUUGAGAAGGAGAGGUUUAGAUCCUUCCAAGUAUAAGCAACACUUGGGUGUCAUUGGCAGUUUUGAAACUGCUAGUGUGACUCCUUCUUCUGAGUCACAGUUAGACAUAGAUAUAGAUGACAAAUUGUACAGUGAGAUCUCUCCAGAUACAAAGCUUGAAGAUCUUUUAAGAAUUUAUGACCAACAAAAAUCCAAAUUUUUAUCGUCCUUUGUUGGUCAGAAGAUCAAAGUGACUGUGGUCUUGGCUGACAGAAAAUCUAGGCGGCUAAUAUUUUCUACUAAGCCAAAGGAGAAGGAGGAAUUGAUCGAGAAAAAGAGGAAUCUCAUGGCUAGAUUGAGUGUUGGGGAUGUCGUUAAGUGCUGCAUUAAGAAGAUUACAUAUUUUGGCAUCUUUGUUGAGGUUGAUGAAGUGCCUGCCCUGAUUCACCAGACAGAAGUAUCAUGGGAUGCAACUUUGGACCCAGCAUCAUAUUUUAAGAUUGGCCAGAUUAUGGAAGCAAAAGUUCACCAGUUGGACUUUUCCCUGGAACGCAUUUUCCUAUCACUGAAGGAAAUAACGCCUGAUCCACUGAUAGAAGCCUUGGAGGCUGUUGUUGGUGGUCAUGAUUCUUUGGAUGGCAAACUUGAAGCUGCUCAGGCAGAUUCAGAGUGGGCAGAGGUGGAGUCUCUUAUUAAAGAGUUGCAGCAGGGUGACGGUGUUCAAUCUGUGUCCAAGGGGCGUUACUUCUUGAGUCCUGGCUUGGCUCCAACUUUUCAGGUUUACAUGGCAUCAAUGUUUGAGAACCAAUAUAAGCUACUUGCUCGAUCAGGAAACAGAGCACAGGAGGUGAUAGUUGAGACGUCCUUGGGGAAAGAAGAGAUGAAAUCGAUCAUUCUGACCUGCACAAACAGAGUCCAGUGACAAAUUUUCGGCCCUAAGAGUUCCUUCUAUUGAGCUUCUCCUCAUAGGCGCAAUUUUUCCAUGUCUUCGCUGCCUGCUUCGGCAGAAAGGCAGUUUUAGUUCUAACACAAGCUGUAAUUAGUAUCAGUAACAUCAUUAGAAAAUGCAAUUAUAUCUAUUCUUCGGAGCAGCAGUACAUCUCCAGUUAUGUAUUGUUGGAUUGCCAUUUUUCCUCAGAAAAUUUUUACACUUUUCAUUAACAUA
Molecule: messenger RNA, 2769 nt
Organism: Coffea eugenioides
Lineage: Eukaryota; Viridiplantae; Streptophyta; Magnoliopsida; Gentianales; Rubiaceae
Exons: 14
Coding region: 196-2526 (776 amino acids)
Molecular function (GO): nucleic acid binding
Source: RefSeq, a predicted model, not a curated record